GGCGCUGAUUUCAAUUGGUGGUGCAAUUUGUAUAUAGGACAUUUAUUGUCUGGGACCAAAGAAUAAACCGGAGAGGCUCCGGGCACUCAGAAACCUUGGUAAUGGCAAUGGACAUACUUAAUUACCCAAGAACAAUGCAAUCGGGUCUAACCAAUAUGUCUGGUACCCAAUACUUACCACUUUCAGGAAGCCACCAGAUAAAGGAUGUUCAGCUUAAGUUUAAUCGGGAUGUUACGACUCACCCUGCUAACUUGGCUGCCCGGUUUUCCAAUCCAAGUCCAAUUAUAAUAGAGAAGUUACAUACGUCUCAUCAGCAACAAGAAGAGAAUUUACCAGACCAGGUUAGUUUGAAAAAUUCCUCCUCAUCUGUGCUUUUCUCAGCUGUAUCAGCUGAACGUUUGAACCUUGCUGUCCAACUUGCCAAAAGAGAUGUGAAGCGGAAUCACAUUGUGGAGAAACAAACGAGGUCAAGCUUGGGUAAUUCUUCUCCAUCAAAAAAGGAACUAAAGCACAUGCCUGAAAAAGUGAAAUCCUUACAGAGACCCCACAAGGAAAGCAGAAAAGCAAAAAAUGCAUCGGCAUUAGAAGUUACCAGGUCAGGUGCCCUGGUUUAUGUCUAUACCCCAGAGAAAGUCCAGAUGCAUCCAGUUAUGUCAGACUCUCCGCCAACCCACGAUCCAGGACCAGGGAGAACUAAAGUAGAUGAACUUGAACAUGAGGUGAAACGUCUGCAAAUAGAGCUUCACACUUACAUGCAAAAAAUUGAAGAACUGGCGAGGAGAGAACACAAUGGUGAAGUGUUGGAUCCAAAUGAAGCAGCCAGGGGACGAGUCCGACAAAAGGAACGCGCAACACGCUCAGCUAGAAUGCUUUAUACCCUCCAACAACAGGUGAAAGAAAUACAAGAGGAUUUAGAGCACCUCAGCCCUCAGAAAAUAAAGCACACAAAGAAAUCUCAAACUAUGUCCAGGUUGGCAGCAAUACACAGAGGUGCUAUUCGUGCUCUCCAGAUGUUUGUUUCUCAGCUGAACGAACGGAGUGAUCUUCAGAUUCCAGCUCUCUACAAGGAACUUGGGCAUCUAAUUCGCCAGUUGUCACUUUGCACUGCCAAGGUAGAGACUGGCAGCGACCCUGUAACUUCAAACCUCAUCAUAUCCAUUCUUCAGCAAGUAGAGGAUUUAGAUACCCUUCUGGAAAGCAAGAUGGCCACCCGCAUCAGAAAGCCUGCUAGUAGAUCUCCCAUCUCCCGCGAUUGUGCAUUACAGGCUGGCUCUCCCAGAAGGGAGACUAAGGUUGCUGUCCCUGUCUUUAAGCAGCGAGAACCCAGUGGAGAUAAAUGGAAAGGUGUAAGAAAGAGCCUUGACUUUGACAAACCACAAGAUCGCCUGACUGCAUCGACCCAAACAGAUCAUAGACCACCAGACGACCCACCCACCCCUGAAAGAAGAGCAGCCCUUAAAUCAGGGCUGGAGGCUUUAAUACAAGCUGGUGGAUUAAAGGAUUUAGCCAGAAGAGAUGUUGGACAGGGACAAUACAGGAGUAAGGGAGUUUUGCUUCCUCAGAGACCACAGUAUUACGUUUUGAAACUUUUUCCCCCAAGGGUUGAAAUGGGUGUUAACAUAGUGCUCAUGAGCCCACCUGUCCUAACCAAUGUACUUAACGUGAUGAAAUAUCAGGACAUUGUUCGUCAGAGGUUUACUCAGAUUGCAUACGCAGAUCCUGAAUUCUGGGCCCAGGAGGAAAAAGAUAGAGCAAGUGCAGUCAUAGACCAGAGGCCAAGGUCUCCUCACCCUAUCAGGAUUACUAAAUCUGCAGAUCAGAGGGACCCCAUAGUGGAUAUACUGUUGGAGGAACCUCAGGAAGGAGAUUCUUUCCAAAUUAGCAAGGAAGAGAUGGCUAUCGGUUCUCCACGCCCUUUUCCACUGGCCAAGCCUGUGCCAAAUGAACAACAAAUAUGCAUCUCUGUGCCAACAAAUAUGCUGCGCAGUAUUCACAAGUACAAGGAUCAAUUUGACAGACACCUCAGGCUGACAUCCCAUGAGGAGGUUGGCAGCUUUAAUCCAUGGAACAUUUUAGAAAGCCUGGCAGAGGAGAUCAUGGAAGAAACCCUGGAGGACGUGGCGAUGGAGCUUCAAGAGGCGUGUGAGAGUUAUGCUGAAGCAAUAUUUACUUCAGAGUUCCUAGAACCUAAUGAAACAAACUCCAACAUUAACAACUAAUACUCCUGCAUUUAAAGUUGCAUGAUUCAAUUAAUACCAGGACUUUGUUUGUUUUCUCUCCCCCUAAACUGGUUCAGCUAUAUAAAAGUGUAUUUUUUACUGCAUUUUAUGAUCGACUGCAGCAAAUGACUCAUUACAUUAAUUUUGAUUAAUUUUCUUUGUACAUAAUUGUUAGUAUUUAUUUUUAAUAGUCAUAAUUGAUUUACAGCUUGCUCAUAGUGUGAUGCAGAGUAAUUCAUUCACACUGCUUGAUGUAUGACAGGUGGUUACAUUUUAAAUAAUUACAUCUCAUAUUCAAGGAACCGUUACUGUUAACGGCCAUCGACUGACUGAAGGCCCAGAAUGGCAAAAAUAUAGAAGGGACAUUUAAGUUAUUUUUUAAAAUGUAUGUAUCCAGAAUGAAUCACUGCAUUGCAAAAGCUCUUCAUGCAAAUGAUUAAAAAAAUAUUUUCUCAGC
Messenger RNA from Bombina bombina (fire-bellied toad), 2676 nucleotides. RefSeq names its product KIAA0753 ortholog. Lineage: Eukaryota; Metazoa; Chordata; Amphibia; Anura; Bombinatoridae. The record is from RefSeq and is a predicted model, not a curated record. Gene Ontology annotation, biological process: protein localization to centrosome; centriole replication. Bases 102 to 2219 code for a protein of 705 amino acids. The transcript has 14 exons. Gene Ontology annotation, cellular component: centriolar satellite.